GAUUAUUUCUGAAGAUAGUGAAAAAAAAAUACCAGCAGGAAAUUCAAACGGAAAAGGAAGCGGGCGCUCGUGUCGUGCAAGUUGUUGCCAUUGCACAGUGUGAGUUGUGAGCGCACACAGUAUGGACGCGGGGCGCUUGUAGCCCUGGUGUUGGACACAUCUCGCAUUCAUGCAUCCUGCACAGGCUCUGCGGAUCUGCCUCCUGCUCUCCAGCCUCCUGCUCGCCCGGGCCGCGGAGAUCAGCUACCGCUUCGAGAGCAGCACCAACAACAUGGCCAUGAGCAGCCUGGGGGGCGGCAGGGUGUUCGUGGCCAGUAACAACUCCUUGCACCAGUUCACCCGGGGACUGGUGCUGGAGCACUGGGUCCGCACCGGCCCGCGUCUGGACGGACCGUGUGAGAAGAGCUGGACCAACACCACCAAUGUCAACCGCAUCUUGGUGGUGGACGAGGACCACGGAUAUCUCAUCACCUGCGGCACCGUGAGGAUCGGCGCCUGCGAGGUGCGCCAGCUCAGCAACAUCAGCGAUUCCCAGCAGAAGGAGGGCCGAGUGGCCACACUGGACUUGAGGGCCUCCACCCUGGCUUUCCCGGUGCCUAUCAACAACUCGACCCACAUGCUGACCGCCGUCACCUCCACGGGCGAGGACAGCAGGUUCAUCCCCGACGACUGCAAGGGCGAUGACAACUACUACGGGAUCAAGGAAACCCGCAUCUUCUUAAGGUCUCUGGAGGGCCCAGUGACCGGGAGCGUCUUCCUCAACUACGAUUCCGACUCUCUAGAGCCGGUCGUAGACCUGCCAACCUCCCAGGAGCACCAAUUCGUGCAGGGUUUCCACCUUAACGGCGCAAUCUAUAUCUCAGUCAAUGCAGCCAACGCCAAAGUCGUCUUCGCCAAUGUUUCUAGCAUCACGGAAGGCGUUCUGGUCAGCGUCUCCUGCAGCUUAGCUGGGAGUGGGCCCCUCCAGGUCUUGUCGUCUGCCCUGGUCAGCACCGCCGGCUCACAGUCCUUCCUGGCCGCUGUGUUCUCUCGCCAGGAACAGCCGCAACACAAUGCGCUCUGCCUCUUCGAGUUGGGGCGCUUCAAUGCCGUCAAAAAGGUUCCUAUGUCUGGGCACGAAAUAGCCAUUACUUCGGACACAAUAGACAGUACGCCGUUAUUUAGUUACUCUGGAUUGUUAUCUGUGUCAGCUACGUCGGUGAGGAACUGGGCUGUCAUAUUCCUUGGAGCAGGAGAUGGACGAUUGAUUAAGCUGGUUCUGGAUGAAAACAUGAAAGUACUUCGGCCGAGUAUUCUGAUUGAACUACAAGAUGAAUCUCCAAUUAAGAACAGCAUAAUGUUUGAUAAAAUAGAUCCACAUUACUUCUACCUGUUAACUGAGAGGAUGGUGAGACGGCUGAAGGUGGCAAACUGUAGCCAGUACAGUUCGUGUGAAGAUUGUUUGUUGGCACAGGACCCGUACUGUGGAUGGUGUUUGCACGAGGAAAGGUCUGUUUGUACAAAGCAGCCGAGUAGCAGCAACACUGCUGGACGUCUACCUCGUAAAGCAAUGUUUGAAGAUAGAGGAACUCAGCGCACCAGACAGCAUCUCUGGAGGAAAGAAGUAGGUGACGUUUCGGGUCAAGACCCUUCUUCAGACAGAACGCGAAACGUCACAUUCCUUUUUCCAGAGAGGCUGCCUGACCAGCUGAGUUACUUCAGCUUUUUGUGUCUAUCUUUAGUUUAAACCAUCAUCUGCAG
Messenger RNA from Leucoraja erinaceus (little skate), 1740 nucleotides. Its product is annotated as plexin-B3-like. The record is from RefSeq and is a predicted model, not a curated record. Gene Ontology annotation, cellular component: semaphorin receptor complex. Gene Ontology annotation, biological process: negative regulation of cell adhesion; semaphorin-plexin signaling pathway involved in axon guidance; regulation of cell migration. The transcript is spliced from 4 exons. Bases 170 to 1726 code for a protein of 518 amino acids. Gene Ontology annotation, molecular function: protein binding; semaphorin receptor activity. NCBI's taxonomy places the organism in Eukaryota, Metazoa, Chordata, Chondrichthyes, Rajiformes, Rajidae.